UUCCUUUUGUCUUUCUGUUGUCUCUGCCUGUUCGAUGUUUAUCAAUUGCUACGUCCGCGGCCAGCGGUAACCAUGAUACUACGAGCUACCGGUCGCAAUGUUUCGCAUCCUCGAAUCGCAGGCCCCGGCCAAACAAACGGCCACCGAUACAAUCAAUACUCUGAGCAGUAGACUGCAGAGUGCGACGCUGUUGGAAGACCGUCGGGCAGCUAUCCAAGGACUGAGGAGCUUUGCAAAGCUGUAUCCUGCCUCUGUCGCCUCUGGUGCGCUGCGACCGUUGAUUAGCGGUCUCAGAAAUGACCGCGAAGAUGUGGACACAAUUAAGGUGGUCUUGGAGACCUUGUUGAACCUGUUUUCGCCGGACGAGAAUAGUCCCGAAGCCUCGGAUGAGAUAGCUCUGUGGCUGUCCGACGAGUUCACGCAGCGUCAAGACAACAUCACCGCCCUCCUCGACCUCCUCGAUACUCGAGAAUUCUACUCUCGCCUAUAUUCCCUGCAAUUGAUGUUCCAGAUUUCGAGCGCGCGACCGGAAAGAACGCAGGAAUGUAUUUUGACGGCGCCGCUGGGCAUUCCGAGGCUAGUCAGUGCUUUGGGAGAUGCCCGAGAACCAGUCCGGAAUGAGGCUCUGUUGCUCCUAAUCGCCCUUACCCCGGCAUCUGAGGAAUUCCAGAAGCUUGUCGCGUUUGAAAAUGCGUUCGAUCUCGUAUUCUCUCUUAUUGAAAAUGAGGGUGCCUUGACGCAUGGGUCCGAGGUCGUCGAAGACUGUCUCUCUUUGCUCGCCAAUCUCCUGAGACUCAAUAUCUCCAACCAGUCAUACUUCCGGGAAACGGGUUGUGUCAAGAGAGUAGCAAAGCUUCUCUCCGAUGUCAACCAAGAACAGGACUCUGGUGAACCUGCUCCUCAGUGGACUCUUGCCCAUCGCGAUAAGAACAUCUGGGGCUUUCUGGUUAUAAUCCAGCUGUUCCUAGUCCGCGGUGGAAUCAAUACACCGGCCAAUCAAAAGGCGUUUUGGAACAAUGGCGUCAUGGAGCAAGUGUUAAGUGCUGCUUUUAGCCAAAGGUUCAGCGUCAAUGUCACGUCCAAGGCGUUGGCUACAAUUGCGGAUCUCAUCAGAGGAAAUGAGCCUUUGCAAGAAAAGUUCGGUGACGUCGAGGUCUUCUGGGGCGUCAAGCCAGUCGAGGGCGCCGUGAACGGCGAUGCAGCGGGCAAAGAAUUCCAACGCAUCAAUGUGAUGGAGGCUCUGCUCAAGCUUACACUUGAACCUGCCACUAUUCAACUUCUCGACGCACGCCUUGCUGCCUGUGAAUGCAUUAAAGCCUUUUUCGCUCACCACUCCGGAAUUCGCGUUCACGUUUUGCGAAGAGCCAUUGAUGGCCACAUCAGCGGACAGGAUGAAAUUCCAAACAUCUUGUCGGUCUUGCUUACCCCGCCAGAACUGCGAGGGAAUGCCGAUCCAUAUCAGACGUGGAUGGCCUCUGUGUUGAUGUUCCAUCUGCUGUUUGAAAAUGCUGAAGCUAAGGCGAUUGCCAUGGAGGUAACCGAGGGUGAUGCCGAAAGUGGCGAAGAAGUCAUCACCUGUAUCCAAACAAUCGUGGGCAACCUGGUCACUGGCAUUCAACGGGGAGACGACGAAAGAAUUACCCUUGGGUAUCUCAUGUUGCUAUGUGGGUGGCUCUUUGAGGAGCCGGAUGCUGUGAACGACUUCCUCGGAGAGGGGAGUAGCAUCCAAACGUUGCUACAAGAAAUCAAGCAUCGGGGUUCUCCCUACGUGCUCCUGACCGGUCUUUGCACCGUUCUGCUUGGAAUAGUCUAUGAAUUCUCAUCAAAAGACUCCCCGAUUCCUCGCAAGACUUUGCACAAGCUGUUAAUCGAACAGCUAGGGAGAGAUCAAUUUAUUGAUAAGAUCACGCGGUUCAGAGAAUCUCCCGCGGUUCGUGAUUUCGAAGUCCUACCACAGACAGUGGCCGGACAAUUUGAAGCAGGGCUUCCCGAGAUCUACUUCGAUCGCACAUUCAUUGACUUCUGCAAAGACAACUUUGGUCGCCUGACUCGUUCAAUUGACCGCGAGCCUGGUCUUGAGGUUUCGGUCAUCACCAAUGGUGUUGAGAGAGGGGUUUCGCGUGAACUGGUUGACUCUCUCAAGACGGAACUUGAGGACCGGACCCAAUCGAUACAAAAACUGGAGUCUGACCUUAUUGCCUUGCAAAAUAAAUUGGAGCAUGAGCAACUUGAUCACAGGAAAUCCAAAGAGUCAAGCACUAUGGAGGCCUCCAAGAUCAAGCAGAUCAACGAUUCAUUGCAGAAGAAUCACGAACAGGAGCUAUCGACAUUGAAGCAAGAGCAACAGCGCGAAAUGAAUGAGCUCAUGAGACAGCAUGGCGAUCAGCUGCGAGCCAUUGAUAAUCAACUCCGAGUUGCCUCCAACGACCAUGAAAGAAAAAGCCAGAAGAUGAGAGAGCACCACGAAGCCGAAGUUGCCGAAUUACAGAAACGAAUCCGGUCACUGGAAUCGGAAUUCUCACGCGCCGGGGAACAAUAUUCGGGCGAGGUGGCUGGUCUCAAGACGACCAUUGAAAGGCUGAUGUCAGAUGCCAACAACCUGAAGGAGCAGCAUGCCGUUGAAGUAUCGAACUUGAAAGGAACAAUUCUGCAGCUCGAAUCCAACACUGACCAGAGCAACAAGCAACACUCGGCUGAAGUCUCGGACCUGAACAAGAAGAUACAGAGUCUGCAGGCAGAGGUUGAUGCGGCUAAACAGCAGCAUGAAACCAAGCUUGCGGAUCUUACAUCGACGAAUACAUCUCUCCAGGCCGAGCUUGAGUCAGUAAGGCAACAGCAUGAAGCUCAAAUUACGGAGCUCACCUCUACUAAUGAGUCAUUGCAAUCGAAGCUUGACUCUGGAAAACAGGAGUACGAUGCGCAGCUUGCGGAUCUCCAGUCCAAAAACGACAGUUUACAAUCGGAACUUGAUUCUGGGAAGCAACAGCAUGAAAAUGGGGUUGCAGAUCUCAAAACUCAGAACAAGUCUUUGCAAACGGAGCUUGAUGCCAUCAAAAAGCAGAAGGAGUCUGAGAUCGCCGAUCUCAAGUCUACAAACGAAUCGUUACAGUCACAACUUGACGAAGCCAAGAAGGCCUCGACGCAGGACACUCAAGCCAUGCAUGACGAUUACUCCUCCAAGAUUUCUGCCUUAGAAAAACGAGCGGAAGAGGCAGAAAAGAAAGCGAAGAAGGUCGAAGACGAUGCACGCAAAUCCGCCCAGACACUGGAGGAGGCCCAAAAGGCUCUUGAGAAAGCCAAGUCGGAAGCCAAAGAAAAGGAAGAAGCUCGCCAGGCAGCACAGUCUGAACUGGAAGAUCUCCUCAUUGUUUUUGGUGAUCUAGAGACCAAGAGAAAUGAAGAUAAGAAACGUCUCAAAGAUCUCGGGCAGGAAGUCUCGGAUGAAGACGACGACGACGAGGAUGAGGAUGAGGAUGAUGAUUAGCGUGGACCAUGACAAAUUUGCAUAGUUCUGAAUAUACCGGCCAUAAAUCUUGUUUCUAUUUGAAUUAGCUUAGAAUUGUUCAUUACUCCCACUCAAGAUUACUGAUGGGAGGGUUAUUAUUAGCUGAGAAAAGCUAUAUUCUAUUGAU
This is a messenger RNA of Aspergillus steynii IBT 23096, 3632 nucleotides long. Its product is annotated as putative intracellular protein transport protein (UsoA). Gene Ontology annotation, cellular component: endoplasmic reticulum; Golgi stack; ER to Golgi transport vesicle membrane. NCBI's taxonomy places the organism in Eukaryota, Fungi, Ascomycota, Eurotiomycetes, Eurotiales, Aspergillaceae. The record is from RefSeq and is a predicted model, not a curated record. Bases 98 to 3484 code for a protein of 1128 amino acids. Gene Ontology annotation, biological process: endoplasmic reticulum to Golgi vesicle-mediated transport; vesicle fusion with Golgi apparatus; transcytosis. The transcript has 6 exons.